Messenger RNA from Phoenix dactylifera (date palm), 1867 nucleotides. Its product is annotated as cycloartenol-C-24-methyltransferase-like. Gene Ontology annotation, biological process: sterol biosynthetic process. Gene Ontology annotation, molecular function: sterol 24-C-methyltransferase activity. Gene Ontology annotation, cellular component: endoplasmic reticulum. Lineage: Eukaryota; Viridiplantae; Streptophyta; Magnoliopsida; Arecales; Arecaceae. The record is from RefSeq and is a predicted model, not a curated record.
CCCCAUCCCUUCUCCUCUCUCUCUCUCUCUCCAGUUGCGUUCGAACCCUCUCUCUUCUCUCUCUAUAAAUAGAAAGCCUGGCUGGGUUUAAAUCUUCACCUUUCCUCUGAUAUUUUUAUUUUCUUGCCCUCUUACAUUCCAUCGUCCCGUCUUGCACGCGAUAAAAAUCUGUUUCUGGGAUCCAGUGAUGUCGAAGUCAGGAGCUCUGGAUCUUGCUUUUGGUGUGGGAGGAAGGAUCGACAAGAAGGAAGUUAAAUCGGCAGUGGAGCAGUAUGAGAACUAUCAUGUCUAUUUUGGAGGGGAUGAGGAAACAAGAAAAGCCAACUACAGUGACAUGGUAAACAAGUACUAUGAUCUUGCAACAAGCUUCUAUGAAUUUGGCUGGGGAGAGUCCUUCCAUUUUGCUCCCAGAUGGAAAGGGGAAUCAUUAAAAGAAAGCAUCAAGCGCCACGAGCAUUUUCUUGCCCUACAACUAGGCUUGAAAAGGGGAAUGAAGGUUUUGGAUGUGGGCUGUGGAAUUGGUGGACCACUACGGGAAAUUGCAAGAUUUAGCUUGGCAUCCAUUACCGGAUUGAACAACAAUGAAUACCAGAUAACAAGAGGCAAGGAGCUAAACCAGCUAGCAGGAUUGAGUGAGUCUUGCAACUUCGUUAAGGCCGACUUCAUGAAAAUGCCAUUCCCCGAUAACACUUUUGAUGCGAUAUAUGCUAUAGAAGCAACAUGUCAUGCACCAGAUGUGCUUGGCUGCUAUAAGGAGAUUUAUAGAGCACUGAAGCCUGGCCAGUGUUUUGCGGCCUAUGAGUGGUGCAUGACCGAUCACUUUGAUCCGACAAAUGAAAGUCAUCAGAAAACUAAGGCUGAAGUCGAGCUUGGUAAUGGUCUCCCUGACAUAAGAACUACAAAGCAAUGCCUUGAAGCCUUAAGGCUUGCUGGAUUUGAGGUCGUAUGGGAGAAGGAUCUUGCAUUAGAUUCACCUGUGCCAUGGUAUUUGCCCUUGGAUACGAGGCAUUUCUCCAUAACAAGCUUUCGACUGACUGCUUUUGGACGUUUCAUUACCCGAACUAUGGUUAAGACACUAGAAUUUGUGCGUCUUGCUCCAGCGGGAAGUGACAGAGUAUCAUCAUUCCUGGAAAAGGCUGCUGAAGGACUUGUGGAAGGUGGAAGGAAAGAAAUUUUCACCCCGAUGUACUUCUUCCUUGCCCGGAAGCCCCUUUGAUAAUUUCGUGGAGCAGCUUUGUCCGCCAUGGCUGCUACUUAACGACGGGGGAUUUGCCAUGAUUCUAUAUAUGUUUUCCUUUUCCUUAUUGUUGGUGAAUAUUAUGAUAGCUUGCUCCCUGCGGAAACAUCUAUUUGAUUCUGCCAUCUUGUGAUAGCCACCGAACUGCUGAAAAUUGCUCUGACAAUGAUAAAACCCCAAGGCAGGGACCUUAUCAAGUUGAUGUUCUUCUGGUUCUUGUUACUCCACCAAGGGCUUUGUUAGCGUUGUCUGUGGGUGCCAUAGAAUGAAGACAGGUCCUGCCAAUAUGGAGAUGCUCCAGUCCUCUUGUCACGCAAGGCAGAACGCCAUUUCCAUUGCCACAAAUGAUCAGAACAUUCAUUGACAACCUAGUAUUUUAUGAGAAGCUCCCCUUCGUGCGCGCUACUAAUUAAAUUCGAAUGUGAAGAACGGGGCUAUAAAUCCUUUUGAAGCAUGCCUCGUUCUAGUUGUCUCUAGAGGCAAGAGAUAAUACAUUCGGGGCUAAUGAUUCAUGGCUAUGGCUAAUGGGUAUGGUCUUAGAUUCUCAUUGUUUGUAAGAAUAAAAGUCACCAAGUUACAUUUGCCAUUUAACUUUCUUUUGUUGCAUCAUAAGAGAAACUUUCCUUGUCA